CAGUCGCCCGUGAGCGAGCUGACCACACCUGAGGACCAAACGAAGCAAGAGGGGGCCGGCGACCCCCUCACAUCCCCCCCACCUGCUACAUCCUUCCCCCCUGACCCCUCAGGUGGUGACCGGCCUGACCUUUUUGAGUCUUGUGAGGAACCCUCUGUAGGUGGUUUCUCAUCUGUGCCUCUGGAGCAGCCCGCUGAGGGGGGAGGCACGCAGCAGGUCAGCACUGACGCCAAGGACCCCCCACCUACCCCUCCCACCACUCCUUCUGUUGGGUCUUUGGUAGAGAUUCCGUUAAUUGUGGAUACAGACCAAGACCUUCAGCCUACCACCACCACUUCCUCUCCCUCCAACCCAGAUUUCACUCUCUUUGACACACUCCCCAACACUUCCGAAGCCCUUAUUUCCUCUCCGGAUAUACUGUCCCCACCUGCCACCUCCACCACCACCUCUACCCCCACCACCUCUGCACAGGAGCUCUCAGCCUCACCUCCAUCUUCCAGUGCACUUCUUGAUCUCAGCAUGACCCUCCCGCAGGAGCUGUCGUCAGAGCCUCCAGCCAACCUGGUAGAUGCACCCUCUGUAGAGCCUGCAGUUAUGAGUAGCUUUAUCACACCUGCGGAGGAGGCUAGCACUCUGGAUGCCGCUGCUGCUACUAAUGACGAUGAUGAUGAUGAUGGCACCAACCCCACUAAUCUUGCUGGCAAGGACCCAGCAUUAAGCUCUGAGGAAGAACUAGUUACUGUUUAUGAUAACGAGACCCCUGAUGAACACAGUUCUGGCCGAGAGCUUGAUGCUGAUUCUUCCUUGCUCAAUGCACCCUCUUUCCUUGGUGAUGGGGAAACUACUGAAAUCUCCCUAGAUGAUACUGCACAGG
Molecule: messenger RNA, 874 nt
Organism: Penaeus monodon (black tiger shrimp)
Lineage: Eukaryota; Metazoa; Arthropoda; Malacostraca; Decapoda; Penaeidae
Product: putative protein TPRXL
Source: RefSeq, a predicted model, not a curated record